AUGCCUAGUUUCUUCUCCAAAUCCGCUGAGUCCUCCUCACCAUCUCAGCCCUACUUCCUCAUCCAUCUUCUCUCACUGGCAUCUCAAAUUUUCAUAAACAUCACGAUUGCCAUCACCUCAUCCACCAAAAUCAGACCGAUCAUCUUCUCUGAUUUUAAUAUUGCCUACUAUCAGGCUGAAUCUCUCACCUCCAAGGCCCAAGUCUCAGCGAUGAAGUCGUUUGAUGUCACCCUCCGCCAGAUCUUCAACCCGAGAUCCACUCAACUCAACUUUCCCCUCAAUGCGCUUAUCCGAUCUUCUCGCUCUCUCAAAGCCAUCCGCACCUCAACAAGUUACCGGGCUUCGAGAUUAGCCGAGUCAUCGGACGUGAAAAUUCAGCACGAUCACAACCUACCAAUCGGCUGCAAUUUAUCCCAAUCGACUCUCUUUCGGCCAUUCAAGAUGCCAUCACCGAUCUUUAUCAGAAGGUCCUGCCCACCUUCUGAUUCUUACCUACGAAGCCUUAACGAUCACGCCGAGUCUCGAAACCUUCAACUCCGUCACACUGACCCGGACGACUUUCUUGAUCAACCAAACCGGGAUCGAAGAUCUUACCUCGUGAAAGCAUUCAGGCAGCGGAUUGCACGUCACGCAAAGAUACUCGUGGUUGACGAUGAGGAUGAUCUUGGACCUAUCGACCCGAGUUGGCUUUGA
Melampsora larici-populina 98AG31 is the source of this 693-nucleotide messenger RNA. RefSeq lists its product as uncharacterized. The transcript has 2 exons. Bases 1 to 693 code for a protein of 230 amino acids. The record is from RefSeq and is a predicted model, not a curated record. Lineage: Eukaryota; Fungi; Basidiomycota; Pucciniomycetes; Pucciniales; Melampsoraceae.